AUGGAACCUUUCGGAAACGACAAAAAUAUGGGCCACUCCUGGGACUUCCUCAGCCCCCGCAAUGAAGAAGUCGACGAAUGCACCCAGACGGACUCCUCCAGGACGCAGGACGUCGACAGUGCCUCGGAUGAUCCUCGGUCAUCGGCCGGGAAUGAAUCGGCCAAUGCACAAGCAACGCCGAAAAAGGGCUGCCUCAAGGGCAGCCCCCCCGAGUCCGGCAACGAGCGCAUCUUUGUCCUCCGGAACUGCAAUCAGUGCAAGGAUUACACCGUGUCGCCCUGUGGCAGGUGCAAGUGUCCCCGCAAGACAAGCGCCUGCAUGGGGAAUUGCAAAGGCACGGACGACACUGCCGACAGCUGUCCCCUGCGCCAGAGUGCGCCGGCUGAAGCACAGCGUCGGCGCGCAGGCGGCACCUGCCCGCUCUGCCAGAGCCGCAACGGAGACGAUCAGGGCGUCGACGGGCUGUGUGGCGGACUGUGCAAGGAGUGCAACUCCAGGAUCCAUGACGCCAUGGGAAAGUACUUUUCGCAGCGUGGAGAGACGGCACCCUAUUAUCAGACACCAGCGCAGUCGCUGUAUCAGCCGUAUUCGGCCCAGGUAUUUGGGUAUCCCUCGUUUCCCUAUUCAGUCACCCCACUGCCAAUGCCCCUGCCGCCGGUGCAGCAGGCAUGGGGCUGUCGCAAGUCAAAGUCACCGCCAACAGAAUGUGAUAUGCGUCAGCCAUCGGGGAAUAACUGCGAAUGUCCGCGUCCGUCUGGACUGCGGCCGUCCCAACAGAGUGGACAACUGGCGCCACAACUGGCGCCACAACAGGCGCCACAACAGACGAUACAAGUGGCGCCACAGCAGGCGCCACAGCAGCAAGCUGGACAAUGGGUGCCGAUUAACAGCGGCCCGUCGUGGUCGCCGCAGCAGCCACAGCAGCAGGCCCAGCAGCAGGUACAGCAGAUAUUGGCUGACCCCAAUAGUGCGGCGCCACUGAACAUCAUUGUGCUGCAGGACUGUGACAAUAAUGCGCUCAUCGAUCAGCUCACCACGGCCAUCUCCCGGAGCGGGGGUCAUGGCCAGGAGCCGGGCCAGGGGCAUGCGACUCUUGGGCCUCCGCCACCAGGAUACAGCAACUACAACAGCUACAACAAUCCGCUCAGCGGAUACAUUGACUACGAGAUGGUGGACUUCAAUCGAGGCAGCCAGCAGCAGUACAAUAGGAACAUGGACUACGAUGAUGGCUACAGCAUGGACAUGGAUGGCUACAUGGAUGGGAGCCGCAGCUCAUGCGACAUGGGCUCCUGUCCAGCCAAAGCGCCUGCCCCAGGAUCCUGCGCAUGUAAAUCCCGCACCUGCACCUGUCAAUGCUGCCCCAACGAGUGUAAAACAGGCGGCGGCGGUGGCGGGAAUGGCGAGAAUAAAUGCUGCAAUUGCGAUUGCAAUUGCCCCUCCUGCGAGUGCAAGUCGAAACAGACGGAAUGUGACGCCACCUGCGGGGCUGAUUGCGCCCGAAAGUGUUGCAAAACUGAUCUGUCCGCCCUACUCAAACAGGCCCUGGAGAUCUUCAUAGGGCUCUCGGAGGAACCGAAGAAGAAGAAAAAACACCGGCCAUACUCCAGCUACAGCAAGAAGAAAGGACCCUCCAAUGCGGACUACAUUAAGAUCAAAAGAGGCAAGAACCGCCAGAGAGUGGCCUCUGGCUCCGCCACCAUGGUGCAGAAUCAGGCCAGCAAAGACGAUUUCGCACUGAGCCGUGCCACAUCGGAGUUCAACGGCCCGCACACCGCCAAUCAUACAGCCUUGCCGACUCCCGCACAGAGCACCAUGCCAUCCCCGUCGCAAACCCACACGCACACUCCACGUGAAAGUCUGCAUGAACUGGGCAGGAGUAGGUCGUCCAACUAUCUAGCCCAUGGCAGCGAGGCGGCACCUUUCUUCCUGCCCAACUGCGAGAAGAAUCGCUGCAAGCACGACUGCGUGGGCCGGUGCAGCAAGCCGCCCCACAACUGCAGCAAGGGCUGCAAAUCGCACUGCAAAGGACCCUGCCACAAGCGCGGCGGCGGAGAUGCCACCAGCAAGCGGCGUGAGCGCGACGCGGCCGUCAAGAACGCGCGCUGCUUCCAGUGCAAUGCGGGCAAGGUCGUGGACAGCGGACGGAAGUGGCAGAAGGUGGACACGGAUGACAUUCAGAAUGAAAGACCCAACACCAGCAAACCAAAUAAAUCUGCAGCGGGCUGUGCCGGUUGUAUGGGCGGCUCGGCGCGCAAGCUGGGCGGCGCUGGCAAUGUCCGGUACAAGAUCGGACUCCUCGGCCUCAGCCCCAUCGCCCAUUAUCGGCCGGGAAUGCUGCAGUUCCCAGUCAACUAUCUGCUCACCGGCGCCGAUACGCGACGGAGUCUGGUGCGCACGGCUGCCGGGGUGACGCUCCACCAGAGUCCCUACGUGGACCUAACCGAGGGCAGAAAAGUGCAGCCGCCAAAGAAAAAUCGAAAGAGAUCGAAGGAUCGCCGUCGGGCCGCAAAGAAGUGGCAGACAGUUCCAUCGCUGCCUCCGGCAAAAUAUGCAUUAUCCGGGAUCGAGAAACGUGACUGAUAAAAACCCUCACCCCACCCCCACCCCACCCCAACCCUCCCCAGCCCGAUCCCAUAAUGCAUAAUUUCCCUCAGACGCGACAGUGGCUUAUAGUUUUACACUCAAAAUUUUGAAUAUUUUCUACCCAUUUCCUUUUUGGGAUCACUCACAUUGGCAAUAAACCGGCAAAAUUCAAACUAA
Molecule: messenger RNA, 2760 nt
Organism: Drosophila obscura
Lineage: Eukaryota; Metazoa; Arthropoda; Insecta; Diptera; Drosophilidae
Exons: 2
Coding region: 1-2580 (859 amino acids)
Source: RefSeq, a predicted model, not a curated record